AUCGCGCGCACUGAUGACGUUUGCCUGUGGGCCCGUCAGUUCGCCGCGCCGCGCCGCGUCGUCACCACGCACGUCGGGCGACUGUCGCUCCUCGCCGACCCAAACCGUCAACCGCAUAUAGAACUCAGCUGUGAAUAAACACAAAUAACACGUUAAAAAACAAAUGAAAACUUUUAGUGCACCAAAACAGUGAACUGGACAAUCUGUGUGUCAUCAACCAGUGUCUACAAACGUUUGAAAAAACGUAAUAUUUCUAAGCAACGCCGCGUGCUGUCCGGAGACUCAUGUGUCAGCCCCUUCAUUGAGAUUUGAAACCAGAUUUUAGCGGUAAACGGGACAAGUAAAAUGGACCGCGGAACACCGAUAGUGAUGUGCUAGUGUUGUGAAUAACGGUUAAUAACGAGUUAAUAGUGGUUGAUAGCUAUGAUGUGAGACAGUUUGUGCUUGUCAAGAUGCCGUCAGACAGUGGAUCGGCGUGGUCGCCGCCAGCGUCCAACAGUGAGAGAAGGUUGAGCAACUCGUCAGAUGGGAGCGCCGGGAGCGGAUAUUCUAAAGCUACAACAGACAGCGCAGACUUCCUGGCGACACGGCCGCACACGGCAGCCGUCAUCCCGGGCAAGCCAGCUGGCAACCCGCUGCAGUUCGUGCGCGUGGGGCCGGCUGACCUGGGCAGCAGGGCUCGGGAGCAGCUGCGGAGAGCAGAGCUCGCCAAGCGGACUGACCCUGCCCGCAUUGAGAGGCAGGAGGAUUGGCAGUCGAACCUGGACAACUGGAAGUCGUCCCGACGGAAGAGGGUGGAACACAUCAUCGAGCGCUGCGUGGAGGUGCGUCGCAUGGAGCACGAGCCGAGCCAGCCCCGAGCCAAGUCCAAGACCUUCAACGAGAUGCUGGAGGAACGGUCAGUACAUAGCGCGGGCCGCAGAAGGCGGAACCCCCUGGCACUAUACACAGAAGACGACGGUCACGACCUGAGCGACCUUGGUAUCGGCACCUCCAGCACCAAGAGUAGUCUCAGCGAAGACUGCGAUACACACAGCCUCGCUAGUGACGGUAUCGACCUGGAUAAGAACCAUUCAGAUGUCGACAACCUGUCUAACUGCGACACAAACCGCAAGCUUGGCUCCAGCGCCAACGAAUACGACACGUGCACGACUACCACCAUCAGCUCCCCUGAGCCCGAGGAGUACACAUACGAGGGAGCCAUCGAGGGCUACAAGUCCAGGAUCAUAUCACAGACAAACAGCACUAUCGUUAAAACUGUCGUCAACAACAACUUCAAAGAGAAAUCACCAGAGAAAAAUGGUGACCUCAACAGAAUCAGGACGAACGUCAGCAACAAAAUUGAGGAGAAACUUUCCUCCUUCCAAGAGAGAGCCAACGACGCGAAGAACAACAACCAACAGAAAGACCUGCCCAAAGUUGACAUCCACAAGAGGAGGGAACAGUUCGAGAGAGAAAACUCUCAAGAACCACAGACGAAUAAACCGAAAUUGCCCGAAAUUGCGAACAAAAAAUCUAUUAAGGAAAGACUGUCUAGUUUAGAAAAGUUCACAGAAGAGACGCACGUUCAAAAGUCUACAAGCGACCUGACCAAGUUACCCACUGAAGUGAAGCCACUAAAAGAGCGUCUAUCUUCACUCGAAAAAGUAAAGUCUACAGAACCUGAGAAGAUGAAGAGGCUAUCUAACGGAGACCUGACCAACACACGGUCUCUGAAGGAACGCCUAUCCAGCCUAAAAUCACAAACUUCAGAAGAAGAAACAAAGGCGACUAAAACAGAAGUCAAAGAAGUUUCCAUGAGCCUCAAAGAGCGCCUGUCUUGCCUCGACGCGGCCAAGAACAAAGACAUACCAAAAAUAUCAGUUGAGGAAGAGAUGGCACACAACAAAGAUGUUGAAAUCAAGAUUGAAGAAACUAAAGAGUCAAUGAUGGACAACUCAUUAAAGUCAAGUUUGUCCGGAAUUGAAAGCCAAAUGCAAAGUUUCUGCCGCUCUUUAGACAGUCUGGAUAUCAACGGACAAUCGUCCCCCAAUUCAUUUGACAGAGUGCAAAGCUUAGAAGACUUUGAUUGCGCUGAAAUGCAGAACAACACAGUUCCAAGUGAUAUUGAAACGGAAGACAGCGGUAUUCACACAGCUAGAGAUUCUUGCGUUCCUGCUGACGACAUAGCUGAUCUGACCCAAGUGGCGUCACCUGUCGGAGAGCCAAUGGUUGAAAUCUCUGAAUACGAGUCUUCAAACGAAGAUGGAACGGGUAUGGACGCGAAGAUUGAAGAGAUGGACAAGAUGCCCGAGCCUGUUCAACUGAUCCAAGACAUCAUAGUUGAAGAAACUGAAGAACAAGACAUAAAAACUGACGACGACAGCGCAAGCAAUUACCUUCAAGCCGUCUCUCAGCCCGAAGAACUGAGUGUCACAGAAGUUACUGAGAUACAACUCGACAAAGAUGACGAAGACACUCUUAAAAGUUUGGAAAACCAGGACACCAGUGUAAGUUUGAAUGAGCCUGUCUCCACCGGGUCGGAAAGCGACACAGUGGUGUUCGAGGGGAAAAUGACCAUACAUCUUAAUCUGAACGAAAUUUGCAACAAUAUGAACGCCGGUGCCGGGACUACUAACAAUGUUAACACAACUAACAGCAUGCCAAUGGUGUUGGACGCUCUAGAACUGGCAUUUAAGGAGCUGGAUUCAGAAGACAGCGCAGCCAUGGAUGACACUGACGAAGUACAGAAGAAAGAUGAGGAGUUCUUAAACAAGAAGGUUGACGUGACUCCUCUGUAUGAGAACAUGGAUCUGUUCUAUCAGAACCCAGCGGACUUCCCAGCUGAGAGUGCCUUCCCUCUGGAUAUGCCGUCGAAUGUUCUGGAACCGCCUAAGGAGAAACCUCCUCCACCACCCACUGAUGACAGUCCUGAGGAUGAGCUUCUUGGCAAUGGCAACUUCAAACACACGAGCUCAGCGCGUCGCAUCAAGAAAGAAAUCCGGAACAAACGCACCAGCUUCCUCGGCAUCGAAGGUCAGGACGACAGCUACCUCGACGUGGACCUCACCCUGGCUCCCAGACCUGACAUCACCUCCUUCCUACAAGAGGAGACGAAGAUUGAGAAGCUUCUUUACAAGAAGACCCUGUCACAUGAUAUGGAUGCUAAGCUGAGAGAGAGUAGGGACUCGGGAGUGGAUGUGGACAGGGGACCGUCGGCUGAGGCCUGGUACAAGGGACAUUCGUCUCCUGAUACCCCUAAUCAGCAUAGCAGACAGAAUAGUGAGCCCUACACACACGUAACAGUGACAUCAGACGAGGAAGAAACAGUAAAGAAGCAGGAAGCCUUCUCCAAUAACCUGAGCUCCAAGUUGAGCGAGCUGACCGAGGCUCCGGGAGACAAGAUCGACAACCUUGACAAGACUAUACAACAGCAACAGGCGCGAACCACUAACGAGGACUGGCCUGACGGCGCGUCUGAUGACGCUCAUACCAAGGAAGUACUCCGCUUCGAAAGAGAACUGCUCCAACUAGAACAAGAGGAACUCCGCAGACAGAGAGAAAACCUCCUUCGAGACCAGACCCGGAUCAUCCAGAAAUCCGUACAGGACAUUUCUACUAUACCUUCAUCGCCUGAGAAACCUCCAUUGACGAGACCUAAAGUCAAUCCUCAUUAUAGGCAUUCAAUGCCGAAUUUGCUGCUAAAUGAGAAUUUCCCAUCAAUUCCUCCUGCGGUUCCUGAGAGGCAGGUGGAAGAGAGAGUGGUGGAUGAGAAACGUAAGCCGUUCGUGUCAGAAGAACAUAUGCAGAGGCAUUUUGGAGUGGAGGAAAGCCGCAGGGUGUUGUAUGAGAGGAAGGAGAUCAGAGCUCAGCCAAUGAGGGUCCCACAGCCCGUCCUGCCUCCGAAACCUAAGAGUCGGGAGUCCAUUGAGAGGGAAAUUACUAUGAGGAGCAGUCGCGUGCCUUCAGCCGUGGAGUACGCGAACGUGCAGCUGAGACAGAAGCCCGUCCCUAAUGGCAACGCGAAUUACCAUCCCAUGACCAGGCAUACGCUGCAGGCUCUGAGCGCUGCACCGACGCCGAAGCUGAUCUCCAACACGGACUGGAUGCAGGCGCGGAAUAUGUCUAGAAAACCUGCUAACUACAAUUAUAAUCAACACUGGCUUAUACAGGAAGCAGAGCAGCGUCGCGUAGAAGAGCAGCGCAGUAAAGCACGAGCGGCGCAGCGACACUCCUACCACGACGCGCCCCACCCCGCGCCCCACCCGCCCCACGCACCCCCCGCGCCACUCGCGCCCCACCUGCCGCCCGCUCCACUCGCCCCGCCGCACACUCUGCAUGCCAUGCACGCGCUUAGUACCAGCCAACAGCAGCUAUCGGAGGUGAAGCGCGGCGUCCGCACGGAGCGCGAGGACAAGCUGCUGAGCGUGUCCGGCCGACGCAAGUGCUCGCACUGCGGGGACGAACUAGGUCGCGGCGCCGCCAUGAUCAUCGAGUCUCUAGGCCUGUGCUUCCACGUGUGGUGCUUCACAUGCGCGGUGUGCGGCGCGGCGCUGGGCGACGGCCGCGCGGGCGCCGACGUGCGCGUGCGGGCGCGGCGCCUGCACUGCCAGCACUGCUACUCCUCGGAUGAUGGCAGGAAGUACUCCGCCGUGUAGGGGGACAUCCUGUAUGUUAGAAAAGGGAAUAACAUCAACCUGUAUGUUAUAAGGAAGGUUCUAGUUUGGAUGGACAAGUAAAUAAGCAAAAACUUCGUUACAACAACCUGUAUCAUAGAAAGAGGAAUAACAACAACCUGUAUUUUGCAAAGGAGGUUACAGAAGGGAUGAAAAAAUCCGUCUAAGGGACACAACAACCUGUAUGUUAUAAGGAGAUUACAGUUGGUAUGGAAAAGUACAUAAGUAAGAACAUCCUUGAAUUGAAUGUACCUCUAGAAUGGUCUAUGAGAAAAUGAAUGGUGAUAUUCGUAAAGAGAAAUAAAUCUUUGAGAGAGAACUACGUAAAAGUAAUUUGUGAAUACAAAGAUUGUUCGUUAGAGUACUAGCUUGUACUAUGUAAUGGAAUGUAUCUCAUCUCUCUAUAUGGGCAGCUGGAAAUUCGAUGACAUUGGAAAAACUUGGAAAAGACUUUUGUAAAGUGUUGUCAAAAAUUACAAUGAAAUUUCAAAUCUUGUAAAUUGAGAUAGCAGUGGUUGGACAAAAAGUGAAAGAAAACUGUUUUACGUUUUAUUUUCGGUUUCGUGUAAAAUAAAGUACAUAACUGGGGCUGGUCCAAAGACUUUGAAAAAAGAGUGAGUCGACAAGUUAUUCUUAACAAUUUGAUAUUUGUUAACGAUCCACAAUUUAUUUUAUACUGUUAUUCAAAUAUAUUUGUUUUCCCAUAAAGUAUGUAAUGUACAACUAUUGUUAAACCUCUCAUCUUAAUAUAUCUCAUAUAAAUAUACUUUAACUAUGGUGGGUUAAUUUCUAUAUGACGAGUGUGCCUGAGUGAUUCAUUUUAACAUAACGUAAGAAUAAAAUGGCCAAAUAAUUAUACUUUAGUAUCGAGUGGUUGACUCUAGGACAACUAGACAGUCUCCAGACUCGUCGCGGUGAAGGAAAUUGAUAUAACCUACAUAAGUGCGAGCUCCUAUUGGCAUAGGCGUGAUAGUCACCUACCACGCUGUCUGUCAAUAUGUGUAUGCGCAACCUCCAAAACGUCUAAGCGGCUCAGCUGAGUUCUGAGUCGGCUACUGCACGCUUUUGUUUAACUUCCACAUGUUUGAACAUUUCGACAUUGUCACAGUAUUAUACGUUUGUCACAUAAUUUCGGACUAUUUUGUGCCAUGUCAUAUUUUUGUCUUGUGUUCCCAACAAGUACAUUAACAGAAACAAUAUAUUUAAGAAUACCAUUGAUUUAAUAUUUUUUUACUAAUAAACAAAAUAAUGUUUUGUGUAAUGAAAAUAAACAUUUGUAAUAUUUUGUAAAUAGUUUUUAAUUUAUACUUUAGUACGUUUUAAUGGUUAGCUUUAAUAGUUAUUAUUUUAGUUAAAAUGAAGAACAUAAUCCAUCCAAAAAUGUGUAUGAUUAAUAAAAAUAUUAUUAUCGUUUGAUUCAAUGUGAAAUGGCUUAAGUAGCGUGACUGUGAAAUCUCAAAUUUUAUACUAACAGAUCUCUUACGAUUCUCAUUAUAUAAAAUCAUGGCAGCUUCGAAACUGGCCUGAGCCCUUUAUCCUAAUAUUAUUUAAGCCAUUUCAUGUAGUGAUGUUAUGUAAAUCUAAAUAUGUUUGCGUCACUAUGUAACAGUCGUAUCUUCGCGUUGAAUAUAACUUGGAUUGCACCUACUUGUAAUUAUGUUAACUAUAUUGAUACAUAUGUACAUUCUCUAUGUGUAUAAGCUGCAAAUUGUAUAACAUUAAAUAUUUGAAUUAUACAAA
Molecule: messenger RNA, 6395 nt
Organism: Helicoverpa armigera (cotton bollworm)
Lineage: Eukaryota; Metazoa; Arthropoda; Insecta; Lepidoptera; Noctuidae
Gene: Smash
Product: smallish
Exons: 17
Coding region: 453-4637 (1394 amino acids)
Biological process (GO): regulation of focal adhesion assembly; positive regulation of stress fiber assembly
Cellular component (GO): stress fiber
Molecular function (GO): myosin II head/neck binding
Source: RefSeq, a predicted model, not a curated record